GUGGAGCGACGCUGGCGCGGCUGUUGAAAACACACCCGGGAGAGACGCCGUUAAUGUGGCACAGGCAACGGACCGGAAAACAAAACUUAGCUCGGUCUUUUCUGUGUCAGGACAACGCUUGGCUUUUAGCAACUUGGGACGCAGCAUUCAUGGGAUAUGGAAUUAUCUGGCAUUAUCAAGAAGAUAGGCCACUCCAUAGUGGAGAUAAGAGUUCGCGCAUUGAAGAGCAUCAUUUGCAAGUUGAAGCACUCCCUCAUUUCCAUCUCUGACAUUGUCCAAGAGCGGAUGCUGUUUGUGCAUCUCCUGGAAUGGUUCAAUUUCCCAGAGGUGCCCAUGCAGGAAGAAGCCCUGGAGCUGCUUUUGACCUUAUCCAAGCAUCCAAGUGCAGCACAGAUGCUGAGGGAUGUCCGAGCGGAGGAUUUCCUCACGCAACUAUCUCCGAAUGUGGAGCCGAGACUACGAGGUGUCAUCGAUGCAACUCUGGAUCAACUGUUCCAGCUACCCGAGCUCAUCCCCAGCCGCGUUACGCUCAAUGUGGCGCGUGUUACGCCGCCGACAGAUUUACCAUGCGAUGGUCAUCUUCCUCAUCGAGGGUAUUUCCAGAAGAACCAGCACAGUCGUGGAGAUACACCUCCUCUGAAGAUAGCAGUUCACACGGCUGUGCAGUGCUUGAAGUUUUCCGUGUUUCCGUGGCUGACCUUGACAAACACCGACAGACACAUCCUGACCUCCAAUGAGAGUUCUCUAAGGAGCAGCAACCCCAACCUGGUACGGAGCACGUGCGAGAUACUGUGUGAUGUCAUUAUGCAGGACUUCCCUGCUGAGAUCUUCCUGCAGAGGCCCAAUAUUGCAAAGACGCUUCUGUCCCUGCUGAGGCUGGGGUCGGGCGAAGGUGAGGCGAGUUCCCUCCACAUGCAGGCGCUCUCCUGCCUGAGGCAGCUUUGCGUGGGGCUGAAGCAGAGGCUGCGCUUUCAUCGAGAUCCCAGCUUCCACUCGGCAAAGCAAGGCGGUGCUGCUUAUCCAGUGUCCCAGAACUCUUCCUACUCCCAAGAAGUGCGGAGAACCCAGCGCUCUCAGGCUUCUUCUCCAGCCGCAGCGUGUUCUCCUCGACCAUCUGUAGUUGGCGGAACAGGCCAGAGACUCAGGGGGGACGGCCAAGAUGGAGAUGCAGCUUCCAACAGCGGCAGUUCACACGGAAGCACAGCAGCAGUCCAAGCAGCCAGGCAAACACCUCAGUCUCCCGCAGACACGGCCCGCUUGGCGCUACCCGACCUGGAUGCGGAGGACGCCGCGGAGAUGCGGGUGCAGCAGCUCACUUUGGCUCAGUUCACAGUCGCCACCAUGGAGCACGCCAUCCCGCUGCUUAAGACAGAGGGUUCGCACGUGUUCUGUCGCGUUGUGGAGCUGCUGUUCGACACCGUCCUCCUGCUCGGGGACAGCGUUUGUGAACUGGUGUGGGACGACUGCAGCCUGGUGGGGAUGGAGCUGAAGGAGAAGCUGCAAACAUGCAUGAGCCUGCUAGCGGAUGUGCUGCGCUACCACCAGGAUGAUCUCAACGCUUCUCAAGCUCACCACAGAGUCGCUUACACAAGCUCGGCCAUACUGACCAUGAAACUCCUCCAGACCAUACUCCCCCUGGAAAAGGCCGGUAGUAAUCUCCCUGAGAAUGCAGCAACGGCUAUUUUUUACCUAUGCCUGGACAAGACGCUGGCGAUGGCGGUGCCCAGCAUGCAGGAGGCUGCAGUGGCCUACUUGGAGCAGGUGAACUCCGACCAUCACGAGAUCUACAAGAGGGUGACCUGCGCCGCUCUCUGGAUGGAGUCCACGUGCGGCUUCCUCAAGGAGGCCCAGGCUGAGGGGGAGAAGAAUUGGCCGGAGCUGCUGGAACUGGCGGAGAAGGCAAUAAACGGCCUUCCAUUCCACCAACACCUACCCAUCGUCAAGGAAUGCGUUCAUGUCUGCUCUUACUUGUGGAAGUUCGACCAGCCCAGUCCUGUCCUCCGGACGGAGAGCCAGAAGCUCCUCCUCAAGCUGCUGUCGCAUCCUUUGCUGCCCGUCAAGAUGGAAACCUACACAUGCGUGCUGAAUGCGGUCAAGGAGUGCCUCGGCAUUCAGAAUGUGACGCGACAAGAACCAGGAGCCUGUAGCAGCGUUAACUUCCUCCUACACCACUGGGUGCUGUAUGAAAUAAGCGCCUUUGGCCUCCAGGAUUCUGCAGAGAAGGUGAAUGCCGCCGCCAAGGAUAUCCUGCUAUUCCUGCUCAAGGGACGAUUGAUGAUGACAGCGUCAACCUGGGACAGAUUCAGCGCUGCACUUUCCCGGGUCAUCGCCGUAUUACAGGUUUAUGCGAGCACGGAGGAGUCACUGGGAAGCUGUGUCCUGCUGCUAAGUGACAUGUCGGAGGUUGCGAGAGACGACACCUUUCCAUGCACGGCCAAGUUAAAAGCCGCGCUCAGGCUUCUUUUCACUAGACAGCCCGCGGUGAGAAUAGCAGCAGUGCAACACAUCCUGCCUCACUUAAGCGGAGAUUACGACGCCGACGGGAUCAGACCACAGCUGGGGCCGGAGGUGACCUCCUCUCUUCCCGGUCUCUACUGCAUCAGGCACCCUGUGGAGGUGGCGCUGGACACCAGCAGAAAGUCUGUACUGAAGGUGGAAUCGGUGGAGAAACUCUUCAGGAUGCUGUCCUCGGACACCGUGGACAUGGCGCUGAGAAGAUCCUCUGCUGAGCAGCUGUCUGUGGUUCUGCAAGACACAACAUUGCAUCCGGUGCUGAAGAAUCUCGGAAUAACAGACCAAACCAUUUCUUUCCUGAUCGGCAGCGUCAACGGCAACAAGAGCUGGGAUUGCAUGCUGGAGCCGUGUGUGUGUAUCCUGAGGAAGCUGGUGUACGCCGAUGCGUCUCUGAGGAGCAGCCUGGCGCAGCGCGGCGGCGUCCUGCUCGUCACUCUGCUUCGAGCAUCCCUGAUCCUGAAGGCGAACGGUAACAGCGUGAACGAGGCUGCCGUCUUGAUGAGUUUGUUGCUCUUUGAUGAAAUAAGCAGCAUGGAAAUAUGGUCGGAUAAAUCCCAGAGCGACGGCAGCCUUCCAACGUUCUCCCUCCCGUUAUUAGUCGUGCGCAGGUACAACAUCCCGUUCCAGGCGGCGAGCCACCACGCAGUCAGCCCGUACUGCUGCGUCCUGGCCCCCUCCUCUGAUCUACUGACCCUGGCCCCCGCUCGCCAAGCUCUUCAAGUGGCUUGGAACGUCGCGUGGCACUGUGGCAUCGACAACCUGCUCGAGGAGCUCAACUCGGACAUCGACCCUGAAUUCCACCCUGACCUGAAGCUGCCAGAGGCCCAGGUUGCAUCGCUGCGAGCGACCCACCUUCCCAGCGCCCUUCACGAUUGCGUCCAGGCUGUGGUGAUGGCAGCGGGGCACAGUUCGGUGAUCUCCGCCCUCUCCAGGCUCAACCUCUACUUGAUGGUUGACACACUCGCUCUCCCUCACUCGCCGACGUACGGAUGCAGAGAAACGCUGCACUCGCUCGGCUGGCAGGCUGCUGUGAGCAGGUUUCUCCAGGUGCAUCCAGCCUCCGUGGAGGACGAGCGGCUGCUGGCGUACGUCGUUGCAUUUCUGAACGCCUACUUCAAACACACGCGCGAGCACUCUGCGUCUGACCCGGAGGACAAGGACCUACGCUGGAUGCUGGAGCUGCUUCUCAACGAGGAAACCAUGUUCCUGCUUAAUUUGCUUCCUGGUGUGGAGAGCACAAACGCAGGGCAGCACCCGGAGGAGCCCGAGGAAGUGAAGAACCACGUCAGCCAGAAACUGCAACGGGAGCUGUCCUGCCUCUUUAAAAACAUGCUCCAUUACCUGACACACACCUCUGACAGGCUAUGUUUGGCAUUAGCGGGGCCCUUCAAGAGCCAGCUGGCACUGCGCUUGCUGGAGAGCCUGCGGGUGUCUGAUGCCCCGCGUUUCUAUGGCCUUCCCAGCCUGGAGAGGACUCUGCGGGGCAUGGUCAGUCUGACAGCGCAGCCUGGCUGGAGCUCGCACUGCCCUGAGCUGGCGCCCGCCUCCCUUUGUGCCAAGUACCUCAGCGGCCUUUUGGAGGUGAUCUCCUCGUUUUAUGUGCAAUGGGGGGGCAACUCCAUGUCCUUCAUGGGGAAAGGCGUGACCAAGAAUGCCCUCAUAUGCUUGCUUCACUUGUCGCAUGAGAUGAUGGCUGAGAGCAAGGAGAAGGACAUCGUUUCCAUGUGGUCUUUGGGGAACGAGGGCAACGUGGAGGAAACCAACGCCUCUCAGCUGAGCUUGGCCUGGCUUAUCCCGCUCUGGGUGGACAGGGAUCAAGAGGUGAGGUUUGCCAGCUUGGGUUUAGGCGCCGCUCUGUCCUCGGUGGCGAGCGGGUGCCAGGCUCUGUGCGCCAGCUGCCAGAACAUCAGCGGAGGCCUGUGGGGCACCUUGCUCAACAUCCUGCUCGAUCAACACGAGAGCAGCAUGGUCCGGAGGGAGGCCGCGUUUAUCCUGCAGAACCUGCUGGUGAUGCCCAUGCCUGCCAAUGCAGAGGAGGCCGAGGACUCCCACUGGCAGCACCCUCGUGUCCACGACGAGGUGUCUGGCGUGUCGCUGGUGGGGCUUCCUGCUCUCCAGGCCCUUCUUUACCACUGUCAGUAUUUCCAGCACUUGGCCGUGUCUGCCUCCACUUGUUACAGAGGCAGGUACGCCUUUCACCUGCAGAGACCUGGCACUGGUGACGCCGGGCAGGUUGGGCCUCGGGAGAGUACUUCUUCUGUUUCGGACAAUUCUCUGCAGUUUUGGAGAAGCGCCGCAGCAGCUGCUGCCGCGUCGACUGCCAACUCCAGCCAACCAUCCAGCUCCAUGUCCACGUCAAGCACUGUGAUAAGAGGUUCGGCGUCUCAGACGUCCAGGGCUGCGUCCCCUAUGAGCUUUGCAGAAGAUUCUCCUGCUAACAGGCUAACAGCACAAGGCCAGAGCGACACGGACACCAUCGGCUCCGUUGCCACGCACAACUCCCAACAAGGCCAGCCCUCGUCCACGCAGCCUGUCGUCAUGGUUACCCCUGACCUGCUGGUGGCCCACUGCGGACUGCUGAUGAACCUGCUCUCCAUCCUGCCAGAUUUCACCCUGACGGCCAUACGACAGAACCAGCUUCUUUCAGCGCUGGCGAGCUUGGUGGCAGUUGGGCCCGUUGAGAAAUAUCUCCGUGAACUGAAGGCACCCUACGUUCUUCCCGGAGAGAGAGAAGACAUCAAAAGUCAGCUUGUCACGCUCCUUCAGUUCCAGUCCGGCUUCUCCAAGCUCCUGCACUUGUGCGUCUCGCUCAGCCCAGACCUGAUUGGCCAGUUGGACUUCCUGAAACAAUUCCUGUCCACCCCGGUGGCAGCGCUCACACUGGACGUCACAGGAUUAGAUGGAGGUACACGAGAUGCUAUCACUGCGUGCUGGGUGGACGUGUUUACGCUCCUGGCUACUUUGGUGAGUCGGGACAGUUCUGCGGUGUACCCAUCUGUCUCUGCUGCACUGGGAAGACGCUGGCGGAUGUUCACAGAAACACUUUCGUUGUGUCUGAAUGAAAAGCUAGGAGAUCCUCUUCUGCACAAAGUGGCUUUACACUUCCUCGCCAUCAUUUUCGCCGAGGAGACGAAAAGGCGGGAGGGCGAGGUCACGACCUUCAACUCGGACGUGCUGAGUGGUCCGUCAGCCAGCCAGCUCUGUGAAGUGUUGACGCAGAGUUUUGAAAGCAGGUGCGUUCAGGACCCGCUAAAAAAGCUGACGGCCAGAGCUCUGAUGACUCUACUCGCCAGCAGCUCCGCAGCGCAGAACCACGCUGCUGAAGCUGGUCUGAUUGACAGCUGCGUGGCGCAAAUGAAGCAGAUUCACACUCAGCUGCAGCUGGAGUCCCUGCGACCUGGCAAGCCUUCGCAACGCAAGAAGGACGAGAGCCACUUAAAGGAACUCAAGCUGACCGUGGAGAUCCUGCGAAGUGCUUUCUACCGCAACGGCGAAUGCAAAUCGGCGGCCAGAGAUGCGCGCCUCACACUGGUGAUUCACUCUCUUUGGCCGUGGCUCCUUUUGGACGACCCCGUCAUGGAGGCGGUGCUGGAGCUCCUCUGCGUCUACACGGCCGACUGCCCCGCAGCAUGCAGUUCUGUUUGUGGUGGCGGGCCAGGUGUCCCCCCAGGACCGAAAGGUACCUCCGGCGGAUCGCUGAUGCAGUCAGUCAUGAGGUUGGCCUCGGUGGUCGCUACUGACGGUGGUGCCAUCCAUAAGCUGUCCUUCUCCCUGCUGGCCAACUUGGCCAUGUCCCGGGACUGCAGGGGCGUCUUGCAGAAGAACAACUUUCUCCAAACCUUCACGUCAGUGCCGGUGCCCAAGGUGGGCGGUGCCAAGGCAGCAGCCGUGGGUGGCGGCCCGGGCGGCCUCAUGGGUCUGUGGCUGCGGCUUCUGGUCAGUCUGUCCUUUUCAGAGGACGGCCAGCAGAGUAUCCUCAGGACCAGCGGAGCGCUGGAGGUGCUGGCCGUUCUGGCGCCGCAUCGACGCCACGCCCUCCUCGUCCUGCACAACCUCUGCUUCUGCCCCGGCAACAAGACUCACAUCAUCGCCAACGACAAAGCUCUGACCGUCUUGUUCUGCUGUCUGGAAAGUAAAGAGAUGGAGAUGCGCUGCAUGGGAGCAUCUGCACUUUGGGCGUUGCUCCAUAACAAUCAACGGGCCAAGACAUCCUUGAAGUGUCCUUCUCUUCGCCUGCGAAUCGAAGAAGCGCACCGCAUGUCUAAGAAGGAUGCCGAGAACAAGCAGGGUCCCGUAAGCUCCUACUUGUUGAAGUGCCUUGAAAGCCUCUGCCUGCUGAUAAACACAUGAUUGUCAUUUUAGACAGUUUUCUAUAUUUAUAUGCCUGUUGGAGCAGUUUUUGGCUAAAUAUUUUCUUAUUAAAUUCAAAUUAUUUUUUUUUAGCCACACCAAAAAGGAGUCAAAGGAGAGUUUAUUGCAAGGUCGGUUUUUCGUCAUUUGCUUUGCUUCGGUUCAUCUUGUAUUUACUCACACGGACAUAAAAAGGUCAAAUCUGUCUUUGGAGGAACCCGACUUACAUGGAAAUAAUUUUUAGAAGUGGUUUUUAACCAUUUUUAAUAUUUUCACCGCACAUUUGCUGUUUAUUUAGCUUGAGAGGAUGACGGCUAGAUGUGGAUUUGGGUUUACAGUUCUGGGUUUUUGUGGUUAGACGUGGGCAGGGCACGAAAAAGGUUCGACUCUGACUUUUGGUGUGGCCUCAACGUGACCUUUAAAUUUUAGUUUCAUUUUAGAAAGGAUAUUUUUUGUCUUUUAUUUGCAGAAAUGACUGAAAAAGACUCACAUUUGGUGAGCUGAUGCAGGAUUAUUAGGGCCACAAUGAAAACUAAAUAAAAAAAAAAUCAAAAAUCAAAUAAAAUAAAAAAUACACAAAAUAUAUAUAAAAAAUAUAUAAUAUAAAAAAUAUAUAAUUACAUUACAUUUUAAUUACAAUAAACAUUUUAAUAAAAAUAAAAUACAUUUUAUUUGUGUAGCGCUUUUCAAAAUACUCAAAGACACUUAUAAAAGUAUACU
Molecule: messenger RNA, 7584 nt
Organism: Doryrhamphus excisus (bluestripe pipefish)
Lineage: Eukaryota; Metazoa; Chordata; Actinopteri; Syngnathiformes; Syngnathidae
Gene: rttn
Product: rotatin
Biological process (GO): centriole replication; centriole-centriole cohesion; ciliary basal body organization
Cellular component (GO): ciliary basal body; centriole; centrosome
Source: RefSeq, a predicted model, not a curated record